AUGGUGAAGAGAAAGGUUGCAGCUCUGGAAAAGAUCGACGCGGACUUCGCGAGUUUGCAGUACAAAAUUCGUCGAGAUCCAAAAUCGUACAAAGAUGACUUCCUCAAACAAUGGGAGCAAUAUGAAUCCCAGCGCGAAAUCUUCCUCAUGAACCCGACCGGCGGAACGGCCGACUCCAUCGAAUCUUUCCACAACAUGAUUGACUUGAUUGCUCACGUUGCCGAUUGCUACCCCGCGGAAACAAAGACAUACCCAGACGACUUGAAGUUGAUCCUCAACGAACACCAUACCGUGCUGCAUCCUGAUCUUAGAGACAAAAUUGUGGGAAGUCUGGUGCUUCUUCGACGCAAAGAUGUGAUUGAUUCAGCGAGCUUGCUGACCACCUUGUUUCCAAUCCUGGUGUCGUCGCCGAGUAAAACACUACGCGAACUGUUAUUUCAGAAAAUUCUGAGCGAUAUGCGAAACUCGAAUUCCAAGGCGAUAAACCACCCGCUGAACCGAACGGUACAAACAGUUCUAUACAACUUGGUCACUGCAGACCGAUCGUCGCCCAGGGCAAUUUGGGCCAUCAAGUUGACGCGCGAACUGUGGAAGCGACAAAUCUGGACGGAUUCCAAACCCGUCGACGUGAUGAAGGAGGCGUGCUUGUCUGACAACGAAAAGGUGGUGAUUGGUGCGACACGCUUCUUCCUUGGUGGAGAUAAAGAAAGAGAAGAGCUGGAAGACGAUAGCAGUGAUGACGAGAUUGACUUGUCCAAGAUAAGGCAUCAGAUUGGCAUCAAUAAGAAGACGAAGAAGCAGAAAAAGACGUACGAGAAGGCGGUUAACAAGGUGCGCCGCGACCAACAGAAAAAAGCCAAACCUCACCCGCUCAACUUCUCGGCUCUCCAUCUGCUACAUGACCCGCAGGGGUUUGUCGAACAACUCUUCUCAAAGCACCUUCAAAACACCAAGUCCAAGCUGUCGCUGGAUUCCAAGAUCCUGGUCCUGCAACUAGUUACGCGACUGGUUGGUCUGCACAAACUGACAGUCGUGGCAUUAUACUCGUGGUUCAUCAAGUAUCUCAGUCCUCGACAACAAUCAGUCACUUCCAUCCUAGCAUCCCUGGCACAAGGAACCCAUAACCUGGUGCCCCCGGAUGUCCUCGAGCCUCUGAUUCAAAAGAUUGCAAACGAGUUCGUCUCUGAAGCAGCCGCCUCAGAAGUCGCAGCCGCCGGUUUAAACUCCAUCCGCGAAAUCUGCGCCAGACAACCACUAGCCAUGACAGACACAUUACUACAAGAUCUCGUUCAAUACCGCAAGAGUAAAGACAAGGGCGUCAUGAUGGCAGCCAAGGGCUUGCUCUCACUGUACCGAGAAGUCGGCGCAGAACUACUACAAAAGAAGGACAGAGGCAAGGACGCCACAAUCGGCCUCAAGAGCGGCCUGCAACACCAGCAAAGGUUCGGUGAAGAAGCAGUCGGCGGCAUUGAGGGCCUCGACCUCCUCGCCAAGUGGAAGGACGAGGAAACCAAGAAGAAACGACUCGCAAAGGGUCUCCCCGAAACCCCCGAAAGCGAUGAAGAACAGGACAAAGAAGCAGACGGCUUCGACUCAGACGAGUGGGAAGUCGGCUCCGAAGACAGCAGCGACUCAGGCGACUGGAUCAACGUCGACCACUCCGACGAAGAAGCCCCGGCAGCCAAGAAACAAAAGCACGACGACGACACACCCAACCCAGAAGACGACCCCGAAUCCGCAGCCGCCCAACUCCAACGCAUGCAACUCCUCGCCACGACCACCAUCCUCACACCCGCCGACCUCGCCAAACUCCAAGAACUCCGCGCCUCCGCGGCCAUCGAGUCCGCCGCCUCUGGCCACCGCCGCAAGCGCAACAACACCGCCAACACAAACGGCACCCUAGACGACGGCCUAACAGCCGAGAACAUCGAAGCACCCGCCAAACUGCGCAAGCUGACCAAGGAGGAGAAGAUUGCGCUCGCAAAGGAAGGCAAGCCCGAUAGAGAGGAGCACAAGUCCACGCAGGCCAUCAAGAAGAGCAAGAAGGAGGCCGCGGGCAAGAGCACCAGCAACAGAGAGAAGGCAAGGAAGAAGAACUUCCUCAUGACGCUGGGCAAAGCGAAGAGUAAGCAGAAGAGGAGUUUGGUCGAGACGAGAAAAGUGCUUAAGGGGCAUGUGGAGCGGAGUACGAGGGGUGGGAGGAGGAGGAAUUUUGCGUAG
Messenger RNA from Pochonia chlamydosporia 170, 2220 nucleotides. RefSeq names its product SDA1 domain-containing protein. The record is from RefSeq and is a predicted model, not a curated record. Gene Ontology annotation, cellular component: nucleolus. The transcript is spliced from 3 exons. Lineage: Eukaryota; Fungi; Ascomycota; Sordariomycetes; Hypocreales; Clavicipitaceae. The coding region runs from base 1 to 2220 and encodes 739 amino acids. Gene Ontology annotation, biological process: ribosomal large subunit biogenesis; ribosomal large subunit export from nucleus.